Molecule: messenger RNA, 1008 nt
Organism: Trichosurus vulpecula (common brushtail)
Lineage: Eukaryota; Metazoa; Chordata; Mammalia; Diprotodontia; Phalangeridae
Product: cell cycle control protein 50C-like
Biological process (GO): phospholipid translocation
Cellular component (GO): endoplasmic reticulum; Golgi apparatus; plasma membrane
Source: RefSeq, a predicted model, not a curated record
AUGAAAAUGAAAAACAGGUCUCAGGGUCUGCCAUCCAGAAUGCCAGACAAUACUGCAUUUCAACAGCAGCAGUUGCCAGCCUGGAGACCUUACCUCACAGCCUGGGCAGUCCUCCCUGGAUUCUUUGCCACUGCAGCAUUCUUUCUCAGCAUGGGCAUCCUCCUCAUAUCUGCAAAGAGUGUCAAGGAAAUUGAGAUUACAUACACGGACAUAUGCUCAAACUGUUUGAAACUGAGGGAAAAGGCCUCUAAUUUCUACAAGUGUACCUGCUCGGUUCCUUUCUUCAUUCCAGAGGAAAUGCCAGGCAAUGUAUAUAUGUACUAUAAACUGCACAACUUCUAUCAGAACCAUCACCGAUAUAUUAAUUCCAGAAAUAAUCACCAGCUUUUGGGAGAAGAUAUUACAAAUGUUGAAAACUGCGCUCCAUUCCAGAGGGCUUCCAGUGAUAUACCCCUUGCUCCUUGCGGUGCCAUCACCAACAGCAUGUUCAAUGACACUAUUCUUCUGUCAUACUACCCUAACUCAUCUACAAGAAUCAAUGUCCCCCUGCUCAGCAGUGACAUUACGUAGUGGACCGAUAAGCAUGUCAAGUUUCAAAAUCCCAAGUCCAGUGACCUUUCCAGUGCAUUUGCAGGAACUGCCAAGCCCCCUUACUGGAGGAAGCCGGUGUAUCAGUUGGACCAAGAGAAUCCAGAAAACAAUGGCUUCCUCAACAAUGAUUUCAUUGUCUGGAUGCGGGUAGCAGCCCUUCCCACUUUCAAAAACCUAUCCCGGCGCAUCCACAGAAUCCAGCAGUUUGCGCAUGGCCUCCCCGCCGGGAAUUACAGCCUUGACAUAUCCUACAACUUCCCUGUUACCAUAUUCAAAGGGAAAAAGGGAAUGGUCCUUUCCACAGUGACGUGGAGCGGAGGGAAGAGCUUCUUUCUUGGUGUUGCCUAUACAGCCACAGGAGCCAUGACGGCAGUUCACUUAAAACUGAAAAAAAGGAAGGCAUCCUUCCAACCUUAA